Octodon degus (degu) is the source of this 3517-nucleotide messenger RNA. RefSeq names its product solute carrier family 6 member 9 (gene Slc6a9). Bases 291 to 2192 code for a protein of 633 amino acids. The record is from RefSeq and is a predicted model, not a curated record. Gene Ontology annotation, molecular function: glycine:sodium symporter activity. Lineage: Eukaryota; Metazoa; Chordata; Mammalia; Rodentia; Octodontidae. Gene Ontology annotation, biological process: synaptic transmission, glycinergic; sodium ion transmembrane transport; neurotransmitter transport. Gene Ontology annotation, cellular component: plasma membrane. The transcript has 14 exons.
AACCCUUUUUCACUCUCCAAACUUUCACCAAACUCUUAGCCCCCGCCUCCCCGAAACCAAAACACAACAAGCUCUGGAGGCGCAGCGGGGCGGGCAAGCUCGCUGCAGCACCAAGCCUCGGGAGGCUGAUGCAACUUUCCCUUUAAGAAAGACACCUGGGCGCACAGCGGUGUGGACCCAGCACGCCUGGGCCGGGGGCUACAGCAUGCUCCUGAGGUUUGUGCUCUGAACGGUGCUGGAAGCAAAGCCCGUGUGUUCUGGGACUCCAGGGUGCCCAGCCGACUGCCACCAUGGUAGGAAAAGGUGCCAAAGGGAUGUUGAAUGGUGCUGUGCCCAGCGAGGCCACCAAGAGGGACCAGAAACUCACACGGGGCAACUGGGGCAACCAGAUCGAGUUUGUACUGACGAGCGUGGGCUAUGCCGUAGGCCUGGGCAAUGUCUGGCGCUUUCCAUACCUCUGCUAUCGCAACGGGGGAGGAGCCUUCAUGUUCCCCUACUUCAUCAUGCUAAUCUUCUGCGGGAUCCCACUCUUCUUCAUGGAGCUCUCCUUCGGCCAGUUUGCAAGCCAGGGCUGCCUGGGGGUCUGGAAGAUCAGUCCCAUGUUCAAAGGUGUGGGCUAUGGCAUGAUGGUGGUGUCCACGUAUAUUGGCAUCUAUUACAACGUGGUCAUCUCCAUCGCCUUCUACUACUUCUUCUCAUCCAUGACGCCUGUGCUGCCCUGGGCCUACUGCAAUAACCCCUGGAACACGCCCGACUGCGUUGGGGUGCUGGAUGCCUCCAACCUUACCAAUGGCUCCCAGCCUAAUGCCUUGUCUGGCAACCUCUCCCACCUGCUCAACCACACCCUGAAGAGGACCAGCCCCAGCGAGGAGUACUGGAGGCUUUAUGUGCUGAAGCUAUCUGACGACAUCGGGAACUUCGGGGAAGUGCGGCUUCCCCUCCUCGGCUGUCUUGGUGUCUCCUGGGUGGUCGUCUUCCUCUGCCUCAUCCGAGGGGUCAAGUCUUCAGGGAAAGUGGUGUACUUCACAGCCACAUUCCCCUAUGUGGUGCUGACCAUCUUGUUCGUCCGUGGAGUGACCCUGGAAGGAGCCUUCACAGGCAUCAUGUACUACCUGACUCCACAGUGGGACAAGAUCCUGGAGGCCAAGGUGUGGGGAGAUGCCGCCUCCCAGAUCUUCUACUCGCUGGGCUGCGCCUGGGGCGGCCUCAUCACCAUGGCCUCCUACAACAAGUUCCACAACAACUGUUAUCGGGACAGUGUCAUCAUCAGCAUUACCAACUGUGCCACCAGUGUCUAUGCUGGCUUCGUUAUCUUCUCCAUCCUUGGCUUCAUGGCUAAGCAUCUGGGGGUGGACGUGUCCCGGGUGGCCGACCACGGCCCUGGCCUGGCCUUUGUGGCCUACCCAGAGGCCCUCACACUGCUGCCCAUCUCCCCACUGUGGUCCCUGCUCUUCUUCUUCAUGCUCAUCUUGCUGGGGCUGGGCACUCAGUUCUGCCUCCUAGAGACACUAGUCACAGCCAUUGUGGAUGAGGUGGGGAAUGAGUGGAUCCUGCAGAAAAAGACCUAUGUGACCUUGGCCGUGGCUGUGGCUGGCUUCCUGCUGGGCAUCCCCCUGACCAGCCAGGCAGGCAUCUACUGGCUGCUGUUGAUGGACAAUUAUGCAGCCAGCUUCUCCUUGGUCGUGAUCUCCUGCAUCAUGUGUGUGUCCAUCAUGUACAUCUACGGGCACCGGAACUACUUCCAGGACAUUCAGAUGAUGCUGGGGUUCCCCCCGCCCCUCUUCUUCCAGAUUUGCUGGCGUUUUGUCUCUCCCGCCAUCAUCUUUUUCAUUCUCAUCUUCACGGUGAUCCAGUACCGACCAAUCACCUACAACCACUAUGAGUACCCAGGCUGGGCCGUGGCUGUCGGCUUCCUCAUGGCCUUGUCCUCAGUCAUCUGCAUCCCACUCUACGCCCUGUUUCAGCUCUGCCGCACAGAUGGGGACACCCUCCUACAGCGUUUGAAAAAUGCCACAAAGCCAAGCAGAGACUGGGGCCCUGCCCUCCUGGAGCACCAGACUGGGCGCUAUGCCCCCACCAUAGCCCCUUCUCCUGAAGACGGCUUUGAAGUCCAGCCACUGCACCCAGACAAGGCCCAGAUCCCCAUGGUCGGCAGUAAUGGCUCCAGCCACCUCCAAGACUCCCGGAUAUGAGCACAGUUGCCCAGGGAGUGGCCUUCCACCCUGUGCUCCCACCAGAGAAUGGGGAGGCAGUGGAUGGGGUGGCUACCUGCCCUCUGUCACACCCCAGCCAGGACAGCUGCUGUCACCCUGGCUACCACUGCUAGUGCAGUCAUUUGUGCUCGUGUCCCCAGUGUUUACAUGUCCUUUGGAUGCCAAGACAGCAGCUGGGCGAAGAGGCAGUGGGAGGACUGUAGGGGGCCAAAGCACUUUGGAGGGGUCUUGGGCUGGAUCCUGAGAGGUCGUCAGGCUUUCCUUGGCCUCUGAUAUCCUCGCACUCUGCCCUGAGUUGAGGUUCUGGGUUGGCCCCCGCCUGUUCUCUCCAUGGACCUCCGGCCUUGUGACCAGUGUUCCUGACCCCAGAAUAGACCCCAGCCUCUGCCCAGGAAAAUCUGGAUCCUACUCCCUGAGGCUGGGCGAGGGGCUGGGGAUGAGGCCAGUGUUACCUGCCAGGCUGUCCCACCAAGCCCUGUUUAUCUGUGUUAUUAUUUUUGUAAAAACUGUAUUAUCUGUGGUUGCCAGCCUGCCCCAGCUUCGGGUCCAGUCUGUCUUCCAGACCUGCCUGCACCUCACGUGGCUGCUCCAAGGUCUCUGCCCCUCAUUCCAACCCUGGCUAUCAGGCCCAGCCAGCAGAGGCUGUGAAGUCAGCAGCCAGCCCAAAGCACUUGUUUCUGGAGGGCAGAGGUAGAGGAUGCUCAGUGGGGGGGCUGAGCCCAUAGCCCUGAGGAAGGGGACCCUGCACGGCACCCCUUGCCCUCCCUCCACCAGGCUAAAGGCCUUGUGUUCCCACACGUGCUGCCCCUGUUCUUGUGCCAAAAGGCCCUAGGCCUUGUGACCCAGUUCCUCUCCAGAGCCAGAGCUCCAUCUCCCAAGUCCUGCAGUGUCUGUUUGUCCAUUCUCUGUGCCCUGCGUGCAGUGACAGCACUGGCUAAGCUGCCUCUAAUCCUCUGUAGCAAUAACGGUGCACCACCCUCCCUGUCCAUCCAUGCACCACUAGGAUUUUAAAGUCCAUAGAUUUUAAUGAAAUUUCUAUUCCUGUCUGAGCUGCUACUGUGCUUUGUCUGGGUCCCCUGGGGGACAAAAGUCAAGGCUGGGAUGGGACCUCUAUUGGCCAAGCCUUUGUGAUGGCCCAGGAGGAAAAAGGCUGAAGGCUUUGACAGAUAUCUGGCCAUUCAGCCCUAGACAUUCGGGACCAGCAAGGGGGUGGGGCAAGGGCCAGACAUCCAAACAGCCUUUAGGUUCUAGCGAGAGCUCAUACAGAGCAGGGCCAUGGCAGCUGAGGUGGCAGCAGCAGAUGG